Messenger RNA from Nannizzia gypsea CBS 118893, 939 nucleotides. RefSeq lists its product as hypothetical. Gene Ontology annotation, molecular function: protein tyrosine/serine/threonine phosphatase activity; F-box domain binding. The record is from RefSeq and is a predicted model, not a curated record. The transcript has a single exon. Bases 1 to 939 code for a protein of 312 amino acids. Gene Ontology annotation, biological process: negative regulation of SCF-dependent proteasomal ubiquitin-dependent catabolic process; protein dephosphorylation; regulation of ERK1 and ERK2 cascade. NCBI's taxonomy places the organism in Eukaryota, Fungi, Ascomycota, Eurotiomycetes, Onygenales, Arthrodermataceae. Gene Ontology annotation, cellular component: cytoplasm; nucleoplasm.
AUGGCUUCAAUCCCGCACUAUAUUCCUAACCAGGAAUAUAGCAACGCUGGGUUGGAUAAUCUAUCAGACAGCGUCCACUCAGCUAUGGAGAUUGCUGAAAAAUGCCCGUUGGAAGUACCCGCCUCGCACGACCUCCCUCCAGGGGUUUAUGCCUGUCCCGAGUUCAUGAAUUUCCUCUCGGGUUUACAGAUCAAACCGCCUAUCCACCUCCUGGACUGGGUAUAUGACCGUCGCCGGACAGCACAGGAUAUCCUUCCCUUCUUAUAUCUAGGGCCAAACAAUGCUAUGCGUGACAAGGAGUUUCUUGCAAAUCACGGCAUUACUUUACUCCUGGCUAUCAGAGACCGAACCCGGAUUCAGGCUGUGACGGUCAACGGGGAUAGGGUAGCAGCCGACCUGGGAAUUGAGUCGGACUACAUUGAGAUAGACAGCGCACAAGAGCUUAUCAGCAAACUCCCGAAAAUAAUCCGUCUAAUCAAUGACCACGUAUGCAUGUGUCCAGCUCAUCAGCCGCAAGGAGAUGGCAGAGCGAAAAAGGUAUUGGUGUUCUGCGAUACAGGAAAUGAUAGGUCAGCCUGUGUAAUCGCCGCAUAUUUUAUGGCAAUGCUACAAACCGGAGCAGCUAUAGCAUCAAGCCACGUUCAAGUACGACGACUGUCCAUCAACAUUCACCCUGCCUUUAUGGAUAUUCUGAAAGCUUUUGAGACCAUUCUGGAUGCGCAAAGGUCUAUUGCCAGGAACGCACUAGACAACCAUCAAAUUGGUCCAAAUGGGUUACUAGUGCCGGACAAUACAAUUUCAAGAAAAAGGUCUUUCGAAGUUACCGAGGAAUCCCAGAACUCAGAUGGAGAGCCCAUGGACACAGAUCACUCACUGGGGGCCUGGGGCGAUCCAUGCCGGCCCUCUCUUCCCCCUUUCCGUGAUGUAACCAGCAUCUAG